Diachasma alloeum is the source of this 3825-nucleotide messenger RNA. RefSeq lists its product as uncharacterized. NCBI's taxonomy places the organism in Eukaryota, Metazoa, Arthropoda, Insecta, Hymenoptera, Braconidae. The record is from RefSeq and is a predicted model, not a curated record. Bases 1 to 3825 code for a protein of 1274 amino acids. The transcript is spliced from 6 exons.
AUGGCGAUGAACACCCAAAGCGAAGUACCCACAGCUAGUGUUACACUCCAGAAUGCGUCGAGGACCUCAUACGUCGAUAUGGCAAAAUCCCCCAGUAAACUUGUUUUCGAACAAGCGAUUAUACUGGAAAGAAGUGCAAACGCAACCCACGAAGAUUACAUAAUGGCGCUCACUGAAAUUGUUCCUAUCCCGAAAAUGCUCAAUACAGACGUGAUAUAUGGUGGCCGAAUCAUUGUUUGGUUGGACAGUCAGAGAACAGUGGACGAACUCGUGAAUUCCAAGAAAUACAUCGUAGUAGCGGGGCAGAGAAUUUACAUACGGCCCUACGUCACCAGGAACAAGAGAGUCCUAUUCAGCCACGUGUUUCCACAGGUCGAGGACAGUUUCCUGGAAAAGGUGUUAUCCAAUGAGGGGAUUAAACUGACAACUCCCAUCACAAAACUGAGGGCUGGCUUCAAAAAUAAAAGUAUUACCCAUCUCAUGUACCAGAAGCGACAAACUUACAUUGCUUCUGAGGAUGUUCACAAACUACCCGAACGUAUCGAAGCUACCAUUUUAGAUUACGAAGGACUCUCGGCUAUUGGUAAAUAUGAUGAAUUCGUUAGCCACGUAUCUGAGGCCAUACAGUACAUCACCAUGUCAGGCUCCGAAACAGUAAUUGAACAAGGAUUGCAGGACAGUAAGGAGGAAAUUAAUCCAUCCACGAGCGCAGUAAACUCACCACCUGGAAUUCCGAAGGUCAUCAUCAAUGCCCCUGAUGGAGAUACACUCAAUCAAGGGGACAAAUUAAUUUCGGAGGUCAAGCAGAGGUACUCCGAGAUUAUUCAAGUUCCAGAGGAUGGUCUCACAGUGCAUCAACUCAUCCAACUGAGGCAGAUACAGCUCAGGGUGGACAGUAUUACGGAGGUUUAUCAGGAACUCACCAAGGUCAUCAUGACCGACGAGGAUGUCACCUCCGAGGAUUUGGACGGCCACGAUAGGAUCCUGGAUUCCGAAUGGGCAGAAUUACUCACCAUCCAGGGGAGCCUGAUCGAGUCCAUUCCACACGAUCACCCGUAUCUCGCGAACGGGGUAUUCGAGCAGGCAGCCACCACCAGGAAGCAAUGCGUCAGGCUCAUCAGCAGGUUGAGAGGUCAACUAGCUAAGAAAGCUCAGUCACCCAGUACACCACCGAGUCCUCAACAUCACGAUCAGCUGAAGAGACUGGACAUCAAGCCUUUUGAUGGCAAUCCUUCACAGUGGAAGGAGUUCAGUGACCUCUUCACUUCACUGGUGGGCAGCAAAUCUACAAUUCCCCCAGUGGAGAAAUUGGUGAGGCUGAAGAGCAGCCUCAGAGGACCAGCAGCAGCUCUGAUCUCUACGAUACCCAUCAGCGAUCAGAAUUAUGAGAACGCAUGGAGAAAGCUCCAAAAGAAGUACGAUGAUCCCAGACUUUUGGCACAGUACUUAUUUAAUCGAGUCCUGGAGUUGCCAAAAAUCACCAAACCCACGGAACAGAAUCUCACCGACAACGUGGCAGCAGUGGUCGAGUCGCUGGACCAGCUCAGAACAGUGGCCGGCCUUUCAGAAGCGAACCUAACUGAACAGCUGUUCGCUCACCUCCUGAGGAAGUCCUUGGACGCAGAGACUCUCAGACAAUGGGAGUUGAAAUUGGGAGACGCCAAGGAUUUCCCCAGUCUCACAGAGUUCGUCGUAUUCGUGGAGUCCUGUGCCAGGGGUAUCAACGCAGGGUCCAAACUCCACUCCAGACAGCAGAUCACCGCUCCCAGCAAACCACCUAUUAAGAAGAAAGGAGCUUACGCAGCAACUCAACAAGUGGAGGACAGCGCUCAGCAGAACAGUCACCAAAGGAAAGAGUGUUCCAUGUGCAAAGGGAACCACUUUGUUGACAAGUGUCAGCAAUUCAAGGAGCUGGACCCAGUAAAGAGAAACGGCCUGGCCAUCGACAAGAAACUAUGCUUCAGGUGCCUGGGCACGCACAAAAAAGACAGGUGCAGCUCAGAUGAACAAUGCCACAAGUGCAAAGGAUCUCACCACACUCUGAUCCACGGAGGCAGCAGGUACACAGGAUGGGCUCCUCCACGUCGUGACUCGGAAGCUGCAGGGUUCUCUGGAACUGCCAACAGACCUGCAGAAGAGAGGAUCGACGAGGACCAGACUAAGCCCAGUACAUCAACAGCAGCAGUUAACCUCAACAAUCAGAUGACCAAUGGGAACCAGCAGUCAAAUCAACCUUCAGAAGAUCAACAAUCGGUGCUGUUGGCGACAGCCCGAGUUACAGUGAAAUCACCACGAGGAUUCUCCACCAGAGCCAGAGUCCUCAUCGAUCAGGAAUCAGAGGUGUCAUUCAUCUCAGAAAAACUAGUAAAUCAACUGCACUUGUCCAGGAAAUCAACAACGUUGGAAUCAAUCGGAAUUGGAGGAGUUAAUUCCGGCAGCAUGAGAGGAUUGGUAUCAGUUACACUUCAGGCAAUCAACGGAAAUCAACAGCUAGCAGAUCAGCAGUAUCUCAAGCCCGGACCAAUCGAUAUCAUCAUAGUGGCUGACAACUACGGGCGAAUCAUCAGAGAUGAAGUUGUCAAGUCCAAGCAGUCAAAAGUCGUCGGCCAACGCACAGUCUUUGGUUGGAUUCUAUCAGAUCCAAUCAACUGCACCGGUUGUUCAGCGAGGAUCUCCCUAUCAGCUGUAAGAAUUUCCUCAAACGAACAACUUCUAGAACUUCUCCAGAAAUUUUGGGUCCAGGAAGAGUUACCAGUUCAGCAGUCAGAAAAUUCAGAGUUAUCACCAGACGAGCUGGAGUGUGAGAAACACUUCAGAUCUACACACAGCAGAAAUUCAACGGGACAGUACAUAGUGACGCUCCCGUUGAAAACCUCCACAGCAGCUCUCGGGAAGUCGAAAUUCAAGGCUUCGCGUCAGCUCAGAUCUAUAGUCAGCAAACUCACCAAUAAUCAGGCAUAUGCCCAGCUGUACAAGGAGUUCAUCAACGAGUACGAAACUUUGGCAGAACCCGUUCCAGUUUAUUAUCUUCCACACCACGGGGUUCUGAGAGCAGAUGCAAUCAUCACAAGGUUGAGAGUCGUCUUCAACGGCUCCAGCCCCACUUCAUCAGGAACGUCACUCAACGACAUUCUACAUGCAGGUGGAAAACUUCAGACCAACGCCAUGGACGUUCUAACAUGGAUGAGAAAGCACAGGCUUGUGUUUGGCACUGACAUAGUCAAGAUGUUCAGGCAAAUAGGAGUUCAUCAGGACGAUUGGGACCUGCAGAGAAUUUUGUGGGUUGACGACAACAAACACCAAAUCUCCUACCAGCUCACCACCGUCACCUACGGGCUCAAUUGCUCCCCAUGGCUGUCUCUGAGAGUUCUCCAGCAGUUAGCAGAGGACGAGGGUCCACGAUUUCCAGCAGCCGUCGAGACAAUCACCAGAGGUCGUUACGUAGACGACAUCUACGGCGGAGCAGACUCACCAGCAGAACUCAAGAAGAUAGUAUGGCAGUUACAAGGACUUUGCCAGGCAGGAGGCUUCCCUCUCCAGAAAUGGAGCAGUAAUUGCCCUCAGCUCUUGCAUGAGCUCGGCCUAUCAACAGAGGAAGAAGUCAUUCAGUUUGAAGAGUCCGUCACCAAGGUACUAGGUCUGUGUUGGCAUCAGUCGUCCGACACAUUCCAGUACAAAUCCAGAGACUUGAAAACAGAGACGAUCACCAAGAGAAUUGUCUCUUCAGAGAUAGCCCAGAUCUUCGAUCCUUUGGGAUUUAUUGCUCCAGUCGUCGUCCAGGGGAAAAUUCUCCUUCAGGAUCUCUGGAAACUCAAAUGCAGUUAG